Messenger RNA from Danio rerio (zebrafish), 2666 nucleotides. RefSeq names its product ras-related GTP binding D (gene rragd). Gene Ontology annotation, molecular function: GTP binding; molecular adaptor activity; protein heterodimerization activity. The record is from RefSeq and is marked validated. NCBI's taxonomy places the organism in Eukaryota, Metazoa, Chordata, Actinopteri, Cypriniformes, Danionidae. Gene Ontology annotation, cellular component: lysosomal membrane; endomembrane system; lysosome. Gene Ontology annotation, biological process: positive regulation of TOR signaling; positive regulation of TORC1 signaling; response to amino acid.
GGCGUCCCAUAUCAGCCGGUCUCCUGUCAGAAAGUUUGUCCCGCGCCGCGGCUUUUCUUCCAGCGGGGCCGCUGAUGAACAGCCGCGGUCAGCCGUGAUACCGCGCACAGGCACCCGCUGUGAGCGAAAGAGGGGGAGGAGGUGAAAGUUCACCAUGGCUUGACCGUAUCGGAUGACAAUGUGGAAAAGUUUGGCUGCCUCCUCAGAUUAAAUUUCUCAAACUCGGAGAAUGACAAGCGCACGGAAAAACAAUGAAGUAGACGGAGAAAACGAAGCGCUGUCUUUCGAUUAUUACGACGACGAUGACGACUUCGAUGCGUUCACUGACGGGGACGGAGACUGCAGCUGCGAUGGAGGAGUGCUGGGCUUCAGUGACCCGUUCAGCAGUGAGGUGAAACCGCGGAUCCUGCUCAUGGGCCUGAGGCGCAGCGGCAAAUCUUCCAUUCAGAAAGUCGUUUUCCACAAGAUGUCACCCAAUGAGACUCUGUUUCUGGAGAGCACCAAUAAGAUUUGCAGAGAGGACGUUUCAAACAGUUCCUUUGUCAGCUUCCAGAUCUGGGACUUUCCUGGUCAGAUUGAUUUCUUCGACCCCACAUUCGACUACGAAAUGAUAUUCCGUGGCACAGGGGCUCUCAUCUUUGUCAUAGACUCUCAGGAUGAUUAUGUGGAGGCGUUGAGUAGGCUUCACCUUACAGUGACCAGGGCCUACAAGGUCAAUCCGGACAUCAACUUUGAGGUGUUCAUUCACAAGGUGGAUGGCCUGUCAGAUGACCACAAGAUUGAGAAGCAGAGGGACAUUCACAAAAGAGCCAAUGAUGAUCUAGCCGAUGCUGGUUUAGAAAGAAUACACUUGAGCUUCUACUUGACGAGCAUCUAUGAUCAUUCAAUCUUUGAGGCCUUCAGUAAAGUUGUGCAGAAGCUCAUCCCUCAACUUCCCACCCUUGAGAAUCUGCUCAACAUUUUCAUAUCUAACUCAGGGAUUGAAAAGGCUUUUCUCUUUGAUGUGGUCAGUAAGAUUUACAUAGCCACUGACAGCAGCCCAGUGGACAUGCAGACCUAUGAGUUGUGCUGCGAUAUGAUCGACGUGGUUAUCGACAUCUCGUGCAUCUAUGGGUUGUCUGGAGAUGAAGGAGGAACCCCAUAUGAUAAAGAAUCAAUGGCCAUAAUCCACUUAAACAACACAACGGUCAUGUACCUAAAAGAGGUCACGAAAUUUCUUGCCCUAGUGUGUUUCCUAAGGGAAGAGAGUUUUGAGAAAAAAGGACUUAUCGACUACAAUUUUCACUGUUUCAAGAAAGCCAUAGAGGAGGUGUUUGAUGUGCGAUUGAAAGUGCAGAGGAGCCGGAAGCUUCUGAGCCAGAGGAGGUGGAGCAGGCAGACUGUGCCAAACGGGACUCAGGUGCUUCCCCAUUGAAGAGCAUUGAACACAAUCCAGCCUGAGAUUCCAGAGGCGAAGAUUCAGUCAGACUUUGCUCGUCUUCAUCAGCAUCGUUUACUGCUCUUCGGCAAUCCAGAAUGACUAUACAGACUGCGUUAUGCGUUAAAAAUCUUCUGCUGCUUACUUACAGUAGCUGUUUAUAUUUUAGCUGUUUUGCGAAAUACUUUUUUUUUAUUUCUGAUAUUUUUUACUAAAAAUUAUUUAAUUAGUUGUGAUAUCGUUUCCCACAAAAGAUGCAUUUACAGUAGGGCACAAUUACUCAUUGUAUACGUUGCAAAAUAAGUCCAUUUAUUUAUUCUCUUAAACAAAAAAAAAAAGUUUAGUUUUUUUAUUUUUUAAAAUUAAAAAUGUAUUUCUUUUCUUUUUUUAUUAUUAUUAUUGAUGGCUCUUCAGUUUGACAUUUUUUUCAGCAACUUUACAGUAUUAGGGCAAUAUAUUGCUCUUCUGCAAACCAAAAUGACUUAAAAAAGCAUUGCUUCUCUGUUACUAUUGGAAAAUAUUAUUUAACUAGCUUAUAUAUAUAUAUAUAUAAUGAAAAGAUAAUAGAAAAUAAUAAUAUAUAUCUUAUCUUAUAUAAUAUACAGUGCUCAGCAUAUAUAAGUACACCCCUCACAGAUCUAUCUAAGCUCUACAAUAUUAUAUUUGUGUAUAUACAUUAGAUUAGUCAGUACUGAAGCCAAAUCUGGAGCUAAUCUAACAUAACCUAUGAUAACGGUCUAAAAACUAGUACACCCAAAUUUAUAUGCUUGAAAAAAUAUUAGAUACAAAUUUUAAAUAGAGAAAAAAUCGAGAGAAGCAAAAAACUGAAAAAUUUAGUUGACAUUUUGUAGGUUGUAAUUUUAUUUUGCAAUUUUUUGCUUGAAUUUAAUUGUAUUAUCUUUCAAUUUUUUUUUUUUUUUGGUGACUAAAAUAUAAUUUUAAUAAAUAUAUCUGUUUAUUAAUUCUGUUUUGUUCAGAUGCACCAAUAUAUAUUACCCAUAUUCACUAAGAAAUGGAUAAAAAUAUUCAUUUUCAAAAUAGGGUGUACGCAAUUAUGCUGAGCACUGUAUGUCUUACUAGCUGGCUAUAUCUAGCAAGCUAGCUAUUUUAGUCAGUUUAAUUACAAAAAAUGUUUAAAUUUUAACAAUCACAAUUUUUGAUGUAAAGCCUUUUUCCAAGUCACAUUUUACCAAUGCAGGGCACAAAACCUAAAUUAACUUUUAUAUUGAUUAUAAAACAAGUUCUGUAU